AUGAAGGUUGCGAAGAGUCUUCUCCUCGCCGCCGUGUUCUGUGCGGCGCAGGUGAACGCCAUUGACUUUUCUGAACCAAAUUUAACACCCGGCGCCAGUGAUUCUGGAACCGUCUCGGCGGCUUAUUCACCUACAAGCACAACAGACGAUUCCUCGUGCAGCAAAGAAUUCUCCACGGCCGGGAGUGACAACCUCGACUCACCAGCUGACUUGAGCACCAAGGACGACGACGCGGCCUCGUGCGACCAAGAGUAUCCGAUUGCGGGCGAUACUGAAAAAGCUGACGAUUGUAGCCAAGAACUUGAUAUCGCUGGUUUAGACGACUGCUCUGAUGGACUUGACGUUGCUGGCUCGGACUGUGACGAAGGGUUAGACAUCGCAGGAAAACCUGACACACCUGAAUCACCAAGUGGUACUCCAACGGGUUCAUCGCCUGAAUCGACAACACCAGAUACAUCGACCGGGGAUUCGACAGACACAACGGCCACAAAAGGAGAUGCACCUACUGAUACUCCGACAGACACAACGGCUACAAAAGGGGAUGCACCUACUGAUACCCCGACAGAUACUGGAGAAACAGAUGCUGACACUCCGACAGAUACUACUGCAACCAAGGGCGAGUCCGAUAGUUACACACCUACUGACACGUCAACAGACACGACGGCUACCAAGGGCGAUGACACAUCUACUGACACGUCGACAGACACUACAGCAACCAAAGGAGAUGACACAUCUACUGAUACUUCCACAGACACAACGGCAACCAAGGGGGAUGAUACUUCCACCGAUACUACGGCUACUAAGGGGGAUGAUACAUCUUCCGAUACAUCAACCGAUACCACAGCCACAAAGGGGGAUGACACAUCUACCGAUACCACGGCCACAAAAGGGGAUGACACAUCUACCGAUACUUCAACAGACACAACAGCCACCAAGGGAGAUGCACCAUCAACCGAUACUUCCACUAUCACGACCAGCCCCACACCCGAAACACCGUCUACUGACAAUGGAGAUAGCGAACCUGACUGUACUGAUGAGUUAGACAUUGCUGGUAAAGACGACUGUUCUGAAGGUCUUGACAUUGCUGGUAAGGACGACUGUUCUGAAGGACUUGACAUUGCGGGAUCGGACUGCAACGAUGCAUUAGAUGUGGCGGGUUCGGAACCUUGUGAACAAGAGCUAGAAAUUCCUGACGUGCCAGAAACUCCUGCAACUCCUUCGACUCCCGAGACUCCUGAGACCCCUACUGGUACAUCUAACAAUUUGGAUACUGCCUCAUGCAGCAAGGAAUUUUCUACCGCCGGAAGUGACGACUCGGAACCGGAGACUCCAGCCUACGGAGAGGCAGACUCGGAAGUUGUGCUUACUAAAUCGCCUUCUGUUGCCAGCGACUCAGAUGCCGGUGCAACUACUGCCGACCAAUCCACUGAGCAACAGACAGCAUUUAGCGUCGAGGCGAUUAAAUUUAAAUCGGAAGACGAAGCCGCGGGUGCCGCUUCGUCUAUGGUCGUACCAGUUGCUGCUGCCGCUGCCGUCUGCGCCGCUCUGGCAAUUGUCGGCACGAUUUACAUAAAGCGACGGAGCACAAAAGCAAAGAAAGCGUCGGGUGGCAUUUUUACCAUCGACAAGGACUCGGCACUUUAA
Molecule: messenger RNA, 1644 nt
Organism: Plasmopara halstedii
Lineage: Eukaryota; Oomycota; Peronosporomycetes; Peronosporales; Peronosporaceae
Exons: 2
Coding region: 1-1644 (547 amino acids)
Source: RefSeq, a predicted model, not a curated record